UGAAACUAACGAGAUGUGCGACACAAAGCCUAACGAUUUAAAUGUGUGGGUUGAAGAUUUUUUACGUAAAAGAAGAUAUUCGAAGUACGAGCUAGAACUUGCCGGAAAUACUUCUAAAGGAGAUGGGUACCUGGGCGAAGUUACUUUUGUCAAAGUCCUUACGGGUAUUGGAAGAGAAGAAGAAAAAAUUUACAACCUAGUGAUAAAGUCGGCCAAAAAAAGCGACGCGCUUCGCAAAAAGACGCCGAUCAAAGAAGUUUUCGAUCGCGAAAUGUUUAUGUACAGCAAAGUUUUUCCUGAAAUGAAACAAUUUCAGCUUGAAAGAUCUACGGAAGCUCCGUUCAUGAAGUUUGCAAAAUGUUAUAGUGUGUUCAAUGAAAACCAAAAAGAAGCGAUUAUUUUGCAAAAUCUAAAGUAUCUAGAAUAUGAUCUUCACGAUAGAAAAGUGCCCCAAAACUUAGAGCAUGUUUUGUUUGUGUUUGAAAACUAUGGAAAAUUUCAUGCUAUUUCGAUGGCAAUGAAGAAACAGACACCGGAGCUUUUUGAAAAGUUAACUGAAAAUAUGGAUGAUCUAUUAUCAAAAUUUUUUAUACAAACUAAUAUGAUCGAUGGAUUGGUAAAGAAAUUUAGAGAUAAUUUGGAUUUAUUGAAAACCGAAAAUGGCGUUACCUAUAAAAAGCUUUCUCACUUUGAUAAAGGUUUCAUUGAAAAAGUUUUGGUUAAAGAGAGGAAACCAUCUGAUGGGAUUUUUGCUUUAUUGCAUGGUGAUUGUUGGAAUAACAAUAUGAUGUUUUCAUAUAGAGAUGAUGCAUCAAAACAAAAACCUAAAGAUAUGAUGUUUUUGGAUUUCCAACUAUCCACUUUAGGUUCCCCAAUUUACGAUUUGUCUUAUUACUUAUAUGCGGUUGCGGACGAAAAAAUCCUCAAAAAUUUCGACUUGAUUCUUGGAACUUAUCAUAAAAGCUUGACCAGCUUUUUAAAAGUCCUCAACGAAUUCUCGUACAAUAUCACAUACGAGGAUAUAAAACGACACUGGAUAGAAUAUGGUGGGUUUGGAGUGGUAAUGGCAGGUUUAAUAAUUCCGAUAGAGUUGUCUGACGCUGAAGAAGUGGUGGAUUUAGCCGAAGAGGUCGAAAGUGGUGAUUUAUCUCAGGCGUUUAAUAGUAGUAUUAAAAAUAAACAGGAAGUUGAAAAUAGGAUUAAAGCUGUUUUCAAUCAUUAUGCUUCACUAUUAUAAUGUUUAUAUGUAUUGCAAUUAUUUAUAGUUUGAAUAGUUAAAUAAAUAUUUGUUGCUGUUUUA
Ceutorhynchus assimilis (cabbage seed weevil) is the source of this 1300-nucleotide messenger RNA. NCBI's taxonomy places the organism in Eukaryota, Metazoa, Arthropoda, Insecta, Coleoptera, Curculionidae. The record is from the annotation of a GenBank genome assembly.